Pseudozyma hubeiensis SY62 is the source of this 276-nucleotide messenger RNA. RefSeq lists its product as hypothetical. The transcript has a single exon. Bases 1 to 276 code for a protein of 91 amino acids. The record is from RefSeq and is a predicted model, not a curated record. NCBI's taxonomy places the organism in Eukaryota, Fungi, Basidiomycota, Ustilaginomycetes, Ustilaginales, Ustilaginaceae.
AUGGUCGGCAACGUCUCCGGCGGAAGAGACACGUGUGGAAACAGACACACUAUCGACUACAGACAGAAGCGUGGCAUCUCCCGAAAACAGGUGCAGGAAACAGUGUCAGGAAACCAUCUUGUGCGGACAAAAUGUCGACGUCGGGGCCUUCGGCGUACAGCUAGUCCUUCCUCCUGCUCGACAGGUUCGACGUGCUGUCGACGUGGUUUGCGACGUCGAUGCUUCUCGUUGGACCGUUGGAUUGCUGCACAGCCGCAUUCGAAGGACGCCGGAUAA